Arachis ipaensis is the source of this 2549-nucleotide messenger RNA. The record is from RefSeq and is a predicted model, not a curated record. NCBI's taxonomy places the organism in Eukaryota, Viridiplantae, Streptophyta, Magnoliopsida, Fabales, Fabaceae.
AACCCUAACUCCCUCCAACUCUCCAACGGCGCAGCUCACACUCCCUCUCUCGUCCCUCCCUUCACCCUCGAGCUGGCCGUUUCUCUCAACACCGGCGAGCUCAAUCCCUCCCUUUCGUUCAGCCGCCGGACUGCUCCUGACGCCGUCGCCGGUUGGAGCUUCUAAGCUCACUCAGUUCCUCACUCAGCUAACGUCUCAGACUCUCAGCAGUGGAAGCACAGUCGCCGGGCUCGCCUCCUGCCUCCGUCGCGUAGCUCUGUUCCUCCGUCGCAAGCUCUGUUCCUGCCUCCGUCGCCAGUUCUGAUCAUGCCUCCUUCGCCAGCUCUGUUCUUCUAGAUUGUCGAACCGGUCGAACCGUGAACCGGUGGUAUUAACGGUUCGGUUAACAAUAUAAAACCGCUAAUUAGAAAACAGCCAACACUGUUGAACCGGCCGGAAACCGGUCGGUCGGACCGGAACUGGAACUGGCCGGUUUGGAUUAAACUAUGUCGUUUUGGUUCCUGCACGGAUGACCUUCCUUCCCCUUACCUUCAGUCUUCAUUCCAAACCCCUAUCUUAACAGCUUCUCCCCAAAUCAAAAAAGGAAGUUGAAACAGGAAACCCUAGCUUCUCCACCACCGCCGCAAGGACUGCCGCCAUCCGUCGCUCUCAGGCACUACCGUCGUCUGGUAUUCCGUGCUUCUUCCUCCUUCAAGAAUCGCAGCUUCUUCUUCCUCGAGCUCGACGCGUCAGUUCCUGGUAUUCAUCUGCUCUUGCCGCCGUCCGUCGGGCGCUCAGUCACCAUCGUCUUCGUCUGGUCGUCGCAGAUUCUUCCAACCCACCACUGUCUUAUGAGUUGUGUUCGUCGCCUGGCCUCUGUCUCCGUCACGAUUCUGCCCCCCUCUUCUCAGAUUGCUCAGAAGGAAAACCCAUCUCCAUUCCAGUUUCCUUCCUUCGAGUUCACAGAGCAGAAGCUCAACCAAGAAAAAAACCUUAGACUUCGACGCCACUUCCUCCAUAAUGGACAUCUGAGGUGAGGUUGAUCUCCCUCUUGUUCUGUGAAGACUUGUGUGUGAAAUCAAUCCCCAAGUUGAUCAACAGGUUUUGGAUUCUUCAUCUGUGUCAAGUUGUUAAGAGAAUGUCUCUUAUGAAGAAGACUCUAACCUCCUCAAAGCUCGUCGUUCGACUGACGACGGUGGCGACCGACAAUUGACGUCCGACGACUGACGACCUACGGUGCUGCCCUGCUUCUCGGUGACGACUGACACUCCUCAAGACCUUAUAUCAAAGUCUUGGUUACCUCCACAGCUUUGGAGGAAGCUCUUAACUGGAAUCACUGAGCUGAAGAAUUCAAGAAAGAAGACGAAGAAGAUGGGUAAUCAGAAGCAAAAGUGGACGCAAGAUGAAGAAGACGCACUCAUCGCUGGCGUGGAAAAACACGGUCCAGGAAAGUGGAAGAACAUUCUCAAAGACCCUCAAUUCGCACCAUUUCUCACUUCACGUUCCAAUAUCGACCUCAAGGAUAAAUGGCGGAAUUUGAGUGUUAGCAAUGGCACUCAAGGGUCCAAGGAAAAAUCUAGGGUUCCUAGAAUCAAGGCUGCUGCCCCAGUUGCUGCUGCCCCAGUUGCUGCUGCUGCUGCUAGUAAUGCUAUUGUUGUUGCCGGGGAAGAUGCUACUAUUGUCACCACUAUGAUUCAUCAACCUGAUCCUUCUGUUGCUGUGGGUGAUUCUUCUCAAAAUGACGAAGAUGCCAAGAAUCGUCCGAGGUACAAUGCAAUGGUUUUAGAAGCGCUGUCAGCUUUGAAAGAUGCUAAUGGAUCUGACCUGAAUGCCAUUGUUAACUUCAUUGAGCUAAAACACAAGGUUCCUCAGAAUUUCAGAAGGGCAUUGAGCACCAGGUUGAGGAGGCUUGUUAGUCAAGGGAAACUUGAAAAGGUACAAAACUGUUACAAGAUUAAAAAGGACUAUUCACCUGUGCCAAAAUCACCAGUUGCUGUGAAAAAGAAUGUGUGGCCACAACGGCAACAACCACCACCACCCCCGGAGUUUGUGGCAUCUAAUGAGACAAUAAAGGAAGCUGCUGAAACUGCAGCCUACAGAAUUGCCGAGGCCGAAAGCAAGUCAUAUUUAGCCGCUGAAGCAGUCAAGGAGGCAGAACGAAUUGCACGCUUAGCUGAAGAUGCUGAGGCGAUGUUACAGCUAGUACAACAGAUUUAUGAUGCUUGUUCGCGCGGUGAAGCUGUCAUCUUGGCAUCUUAAGUUGGUCAGUGUCGGGUCUAUCAAUGGACUCCUGGAUUUUGCUCUCUGUAAAAAUAGUUGUUCAUAUAGUCUAGCAGUGUUUUAACUUUUUAGGUUUACUAUAUCGAAUUUCAUUUCUUGAAGCUGCACUUAGGUGAUGUUUAUAUUUAGUAACACAGUUCACCGAUUUUGCAUCCGAACUCGAAGCAAUAUAUAAACUAACAUGAAGUUAGUUUCAUAUGUUAACCACUGUUCAUGUAUUUUGCAAGUAGACUUCUUUGGACUUCAUUUUGGCCUUCAUUAGUUUAGAGUAAAAAAAAUUUUCAAAUUUA